Messenger RNA from Aspergillus uvarum CBS 121591, 915 nucleotides. RefSeq lists its product as uncharacterized. Bases 143 to 472 code for a protein of 109 amino acids. Gene Ontology annotation, biological process: regulation of mRNA processing; spliceosomal complex assembly. The transcript has a single exon. The record is from RefSeq and is a predicted model, not a curated record. Lineage: Eukaryota; Fungi; Ascomycota; Eurotiomycetes; Eurotiales; Aspergillaceae.
ACGUUUCACCCCUUUACGUCUUAGACGGGGCUAAUGUAAUUGGCCAUGUACCCUACGCCAGUUUCAACUCCGAAAUAAUAAGGCCUGGUUUGCAUAAGAGGUAAAAAAGACCAGGAAAGAGAGGGGAGGGGGGCAAAAAAACAUGAGCAAACCGUGCAUCUUACUCCCUCGGCCCUUGCUCUCGCCCGGAUUGCUUCCUCGUUGUGGUCUCUUCUCAAAGAACGCAAACCCACUAUAUCUUCACGGUGGAAGCUCUCGUGCAUUUUCUCUAGCUAUGGUCAAACUGACGGUACCAACAAUAAACCCAACUCGUGUUCUGUACAAGCCUAUUGAAGAUGUGGAAAGAAUGAAAUACUAUCAGCCUGGUGGCUAUCACCCAGGGACUAUCGGAGAUCGUCUCCACGAUCGCUAUCGGGUUAUCCAUAAGCUUGGGCAUGGGACAUACUCGACGAUUUGGCUGGCCCGAGAUUAGCGAUCUCGCAUACACGUUGCCGUGAAAGUCUGUACGGCAUAUUCGAACCCGCCCGAAAUUGACGUCAUCUCGGAACUCUCGAAACCUCCCUUGUUAUCAGACAUAGGCAGAACUAUGAUCCCCUCAAUCCUGGAUAAAUUCAACAUUCAAGGCCCAAAUGGUGAACACAUCUGUUUGGUGACUAAGCCGGCCAGGGUGAGUCUUUCUGAUCUUGGAUCAGCCUUUUCCAGCUUGAAGUGGCCCGAGUCGUAGCCGCGCAGCUUGCGAUUGCUAUCCAUUAUAUCCAUUCACGGGGCUUCGUCCAUGGAGAUCUUCAUCGCGGAAACAUCCUACUCCAACUGCCCCGUGACUUUGAUCAGUUAUCCACAAAAAAGCUAUACGAGCAGUAUGGGGAGCCGGUCCUUGAACCAGUCAAUCGUCUAGACGGCCAAACGCUCCCACCA